Molecule: messenger RNA, 958 nt
Organism: Cimex lectularius (bed bug)
Lineage: Eukaryota; Metazoa; Arthropoda; Insecta; Hemiptera; Cimicidae
Product: paxillin-like
Exons: 4
Coding region: 152-862 (236 amino acids)
Biological process (GO): positive regulation of substrate adhesion-dependent cell spreading; cell-cell junction organization; cell-cell adhesion
Cellular component (GO): focal adhesion; cytoplasm; cell-cell junction
Source: RefSeq, a predicted model, not a curated record
AAAAAAACAAAUAUUCCCAGUCAGCUGAUGGUCCCUAAAGUAGUAAAAGUCAGUAGAAUAGUCAGCUAAAUUUUUUAAAAUAUUCGCACGUUUGGCAUGAUCCAAACGGCCUUCAUUGAAUCGGCUUAAGCAGAAAUCUGAUCUGGCAGUGAUGUACUACGAUGGGGAUCAGGAGAACUUGGCUCCUUGUCCGAAAUUCCUUCACAGAACAAGAGACAAGGCCGGUUUCCCUCAGGGCGAUCACGUCGACGAGGCUCACUUUGGAAAAAAGAACACUGAUGUCACAAAUUUAGUGGCGCAUUCAAAAGGCAGUGUACUCUGCUGUGUAUGUAAACAACCUAUCAAAGGUCUGAUUGUUCAAGCAUUGAAUAAAAAUUGGCAUCCAAAUCAUUUCUUAUGCCAGCACUGUAACAAGCCAAUAAAAGAACACAAAUUCAAUGUGUAUGAGGGGAAGCCAUAUUGCGAGAACGACUAUGCUCACCUUUUCUUGAAAAGGUGUAACGGUUGUCACUUGCCCAUAAAAGAUGUCGUGGUUGUAGCUCUGAAUGCAAACUGGCACAGAGAGCACUUUGUUUGUGCCAAUUGUGGUACACAACUCUGCAACAAAGGGUUCUUCGAGAAGGACAUGAACCCGUACUGUAAAAAAUGUUUCGAAGAUAAAUAUUGUCCAAAGUGCAAAGGCUGUGAUGAAUCUAUAACCGAUACAGCUGUAAUGGCAUUAGGCGAGAAAUGGCACCAGACUUGCUUUUUGUGCAAAAAUUGCUCAAGACCAAUAACAUCAGGCAAGUUUGAAGUUGUUAAUGAUAAACCAUUGUGCGAUAACUGCAGUCAGUAUCUUAGUAAAGCUGAUCAUAUCCCUUGAAUUAACCAACAAAUCGGAAUCAAGCAAACAAGUAUGCCAAGGAACUAAAUAUGUAAAAAUUUGUGACACCUGAAAUAAAAGACAUGACAUCAAGUA